AUGCAGGUUGACGAAGUCCCACCCGUCUUACCAGAACCCCCCGAGCCCGAGUUUCGUCCAAGCGGUCUGCCAAACCGUCGACGGCAUGCCCCGGCGCGACUAAACGACGCUGCUCCAGCUCCUCCACCUCGGAUAAGGCGGCGACGGGGAGAGGAUGCACCACCAGCACUAUUCAUGGCGCCAUCCUCCUCCACAGCACCAUCCUCCUCCAUAGCACCACUACCUACCGCAGAACCGGAGCCAAAACCACUCCAAACGUAUAUACAAACGGAACCCAAUGAAUUCGGGCUUUACAAAGUAUAUCCCCGACGUCCAACACACGAUCCUGACGCCCACAUUAACAUUCGUGAUCUUUAUCAAGUCCCGCUGGCGACCCAAGGGGGUGUUGACUCACUAACCCCACAAGAACCUUGGUACUACCCCUUCCCCAACGCUUCAGUUGCGCAUAUGAUGAAGUAUCACAUCGAGGAGGAGAGUGCAGGCUCCAUUGCUGGCUUUGAUCGACUCAUUCACAAUAUACUUCGGCCCAAUCCAGAGGCUGAAUCAGAUGGCGUCAAUCUACACGAUCUGCCCCUUCCUUUUUCCACCAAAAAGUUCCUCGACGACCUGGACAAAAGGGGAAUCGAGCCAUUAGGAGUGAAUGAGAAGUGGCUUCGUGGUUGUGUGUCGCUUAAGCUACCCUGUGCUGGUCGGAAGCAAAAGGAGAUGGACGCCCCAGAAUUCACCCUUACCGACAUCUACUAUCGACCGCUUCUCGACCCGAUCAGGGAGGUGUUACAAGGACCACUCUUCCAGCAAUUCCACACCACUCCCUUCUCACUAAGAUUUGACCCAACCUCUGGUCUCAGUGAGCCAACAACGCCCAAUAUACCAUUAGUCGACAUGAACGCCCCGUUGGACAAAUGUGGCCUUCCCGAUUUGCUUCCUGACCAUGAGGAAGUUUUCGGGGAACUCUACACCUCAGCAGCUAUGCUCGAGGCGUAUCACGCCAUUCCGCAGCCUCCCCCUCCACAAUCCCCAGAAGAUCCAGUGGAGAGUAUCAUCGUCGCCAUUAUGGAGUGGUCUGACGCCACCCAUCUGGCUCAGUUUGGUACAGCUUCGCUGUGGCCAGGCUAUACAUUUUUUGGAAACCACCCAAAAGGAUUUCGAGGCAAGCCAUCAGCGAAUGCAGGCUUCCAUCAAGCAUACUUUCCAACUCUCCCCGACUCUAUUCGCGAUCAAUACCGAGAAAAGUUUGGACAGGAUAUGGCAGACGACGUUUACCGACAUCUUAAACGUGAGUUAAUGCACAGAAUAUGGGAGCUUUUGCUUUCAGAGGAGUUCAUGGACGCAUACGAUAAUGGAAUCAAGAUAAAAUGUUGGGAUGGCAUUGUGCGUCUAAUUUUCCCCCGAUUCUUCAUUUACGGUGCGGACUAUCCAGAAAAGGUCCUUCUUGCUACAAUCAGAAGCUUAGGUGGACAUCCCUGUCCUCGUUGUUUCAUUGCAAAGUCGCAAAUCUCUGAAACUGGAACUGUCAAUGAUAUGAAGCGACGGCAAGUGCUUUGGGUGGAUGAUCACCAUCGGCGUGAAAUUAUCGAAGACGCGCGCAAAGCUAUCUUCGAUAAUGGUUUCGCUGUUGCCGGUUCCUCUAUUGACAACAUGCUCAAACCGAACUCCUGGGUUCCGGUCCGCAACGCCUUCUCAAAACUCAACACCGAGAAAACACCAUUCAACUUCUAUAGUCUGUUUGUUCCCGACCUCCUGCAUGAAGUCGAGUUGGGAGUCGUCAAGGCAAUUACCAUCCACUUGAUCCGUAUGCUCCAAACCUUCAAAAACAUUGACGAAUUUGACGCACGAUUCCGCCAGAUUGAGCCAUUUGGUCGUUCCGGAAUCAGGGCCUUUGGGCAUAAUGUCUCCGAGAUGAAAUAUGCAGCAGCAAGAAAUUUUGAGGACGUUUUACAGUGCAUUCUCCCUGUUCUUGAAGGCUUGUUUCCCAUGCAUCAAAAGCUGGUAGAUCAGCUUUGUUUCGAGCUUGCAGUCUGGCAUGGCUAUGCGAAACUUCAUCUUCUCACAUCGAUUCGACGAUUUUCCCGAGAAACAGCCAACGUGAAGACGUAUGAACUUCCUCGUGAAGAACGUCGACGUCUUAAAAAAGCCUCAAAAGCUCCAUCUACCUCUGCCGCACUACCCACUGAACCACCUGCCUCCGUCCCGAAUCCUCCUUUGCCUCCUCCUUCUUCCGUUCAAACAAAAAAUACAAAGGGGAAGAGCAAGUCGCGCGCACAGCCGCCUCAACCCGUCUCCUCCAAUGCAACUGCGGAUUUGCCCACAGAAUUGCCAGUGCCUUCUGGCUCUUUACCGAAAGCGCCCGCCAAGAAAACCAAGCAGCAAAAGGAGAUGGUCGAAAAGCCCUUCAAUCUCAUAACCUACAAAUUGCAUGCAUUGCCGGACUAUCCAGACGCAAUAGUGCGGUUUGGAACCACAGAUUCAACAUCUACACAAAUUGGCGAGCUUGCACAUCGUCUGGUGAAAUAUCUCUACAGUCGAACCAACAAACGUGAUCACGUCCACCAGAUUGCGAAACACGAACACCGUCGACGACUCAUACGUGCAAUAGGCAGCGCUGCGAUGACGACCAAUACCAACAGCUCAACCGAGAAAGGAAAACAACCUGAUAAUCGUAGGAAGCGGUUAACAUCUGCUUUGCAUCCCCAGAAAACCCAUUGGGGACAGGUCUACGUCCCUCCCGAACAACACCACUAUAUUUCCGACUCAAAGAGAUCAUUUUGGCGUCUCUCGGAUCUAGUCGACACUGAGAUAUCCGACGCUGAUAGUGACUCAGAUUCUGGUGCCGAUGGGCCUCGCCUAGAGCGAAUGGAUAUCGACCGUGCAUCAAGCCUCCUAGCAACUGAAGUGCAGGACUUCGUUCGAAAACUGAAAUCUCAUCUGCGUCAUCGACUAUGCGACUCGAACGCUGACCAAGUCGAAUUUACCCAGCAAGAUUUAAUGAACGUCGUCAUCGAAAAGGAUCUACUAUACACGCAUGCAACCAUGCAUGUUAACUACACGACUUACGAUGUGCGCCGAGAUCAAGAUGUCCUGAAUCCACGUACUCGUCGAUUCUUUCUCGUCCAUGCUCAAGAUCCUGUGGAUUCACACCGAUACUGGUAUGGUGAAAUUUUAGGAAUCUUUCACGCUUAUGUGUUGCUGGCUGAUGUUCCCGGGAAAUCGCAACGCCUUGAAUUUCUUUGGGUUCGUUGGUUUCAACGAGAUAUGACAUACAAAUGUGGCUUCAAAGUCAAACGGUUUCCCCGGCUCCAGUAUAUGCCGCAUCAGAGCCCAGACGCGUUUAAUUUUCUCGAUCCACGAGAUGUUGUCCGGGGCUCUCAUCUUAUCCCUGCUUUUAAUCACGGCCACACCAACGAGUACCUACCACCCAAGUCAUUCGGCAGGCGUAUGGGAGAUAAGGACUGGUUGUUCUAUUAUGUCAACUUGUGA
Mycena indigotica is the source of this 3477-nucleotide messenger RNA. RefSeq lists its product as uncharacterized. The transcript has 11 exons. Bases 1 to 3477 code for a protein of 1158 amino acids. The record is from RefSeq and is a predicted model, not a curated record. Lineage: Eukaryota; Fungi; Basidiomycota; Agaricomycetes; Agaricales; Mycenaceae.